Molecule: messenger RNA, 2100 nt
Organism: Rhinocladiella mackenziei CBS 650.93
Lineage: Eukaryota; Fungi; Ascomycota; Eurotiomycetes; Chaetothyriales; Herpotrichiellaceae
Exons: 1
Coding region: 1-2100 (699 amino acids)
Biological process (GO): molybdenum incorporation into molybdenum-molybdopterin complex; Mo-molybdopterin cofactor biosynthetic process
Cellular component (GO): cytoplasm; cytosol
Molecular function (GO): molybdopterin molybdotransferase activity
Source: RefSeq, a predicted model, not a curated record
AUGAGCUCUCCGGCCCUUCUCCGCGCCGCCAUCCUCAUUGUUUCCGACACAGCAGCAGCCGACCCAUCCACUGACAAGGCUUUCCCCGUUCUCAAAGAGACAUUCUUCGAAGACGGAGCGGGGAAAUGGGCUGAACCCAUUGUUGAAAUCGUCAAGGAUGACAUCGUCGAGAUCCAACGUGUCGUACGUUCCUGGACAGACAAUGAAACCAGCAGCUCUGGCAUCGUGAACCUCGUCGUCACGACAGGAGGAACAGGCUUUGCCCGUCGAGAUUUCACGCCCGAAGCAAUUGCGCCGCUGAUCCAUCGCCAUGCACCAGGCAUUGUGCACGGUAUGCUUACGGCUUCGUUCCAAGUCACUCCGUUCGCUAUGAUGGCUAGACCCGUGGCAGGUGUGCGGAACAAAUCGAUCAUCAUCACCUUGCCGGGCUCGCCGAAAGGUGCUAGGGAGAAUCUUCAAGCUGUGCUGAAAUUGUUACCCCACGCUUGCAUGCAAGCUGCUGGCGAGGAUUCGAGAGCUGCUCAUUCCGGCGGAGUCCGGAAGUUAGAAAAGGACGCUGGCGUUUCCUCUGCCUCAAAUGGCUCUUCUACUACCACAACAGUCCGUGACCGCUCACAUCACCACCCUCAUCGCCACGAUCAUGAUCACGAUCACAACCACGGAGGCGGUGGCCAUAGAAUCCCCAAAGCACAUACUGACCCGUCUGUACGACCACAAUCCAACGACCCCCGCCUCGGCGCCACGGCUCGUGCUCGCUCGUCUCCCUACCCAAUGCUCAGCGUCGCAGAUGCCGUCGCUAAGAUCCUCGAAAAUUCCCCUGCCCCCAUCCCAGAACUGCGAGACACCUCCCCCGACCUAAUCGGCUACGUGAUCGCCGAAGACAUCAAAGCAGCCGAAGCAGUCCCCGCAUACCGCGCCAGUAUCGUCGACGGAUAUGCCGUGAUCGUCCCAGACAAAGCAGAAAUGGAAAAGGGAAAAUCAAUCAAAGGAAUCUUUCCUGUCGCCUCUGUCUCCCAUGCCCAAGCCGCAUCUCUCCCUCCGCCCUUGAAACCAGGCGAAAUCGCACGCAUCACCACAGGCGCACCACUGCCCCAAAACGCCAACGCCGUCGUAAUGGUUGAAGACACCGUCAUUUCCACACUGACAGAGGAUAAAAGUGAAGAAGCCAGCGUGGAAAUCCUGACCGACGAGCUCACCGUGGGCGAAAACAUCCGCGAACCAGGCAGCGAUGUCCAGCUUCACGAAACCAUCUUGACCAAAGGCACGCAAAUCAGUGCAUUGGGAGGCGAGAUCGGCGUGCUCGCGGCCGCGGGUAUUCAGCGUGUUCCUGUAUACCGCAAACCACGCGUCGGCGUCAUGUCGACAGGCGACGAAAUCAACGACAUUUCUAUCCCCGGUCCGCUGACGGGAGGUAUGAUUCGCGACUCGAACCGGCCGAGCUUACUCUCGGUGCUGCGUGGAUGGAGACUAUGCGAGGAAGUCGUCGAUUUACAUGUUGCUCGUGACACGCCCACGGGUGAGCUUGAAGGAAAACUCCGCGCUGCGUUCCGCGCGCACGCGCUCGAUAUCGUCAUCACGACGGGUGGCGUGAGUAUGGGAGAAUUGGAUCUGCUAAAACCCACUGUCGAAAGAGCGCUGGGCGGUGAAGUUCAUUUCGGUCGUGUGUCUAUGAAGCCAGGGAAACCGACGACGUUCGCCACCGUGCCGUUCAAGGCCUCCGAAUCUGGCGUGCGAGACACUAGACUGCUCUUCGGACUCCCAGGCAAUCCGGCCAGUGCGCUCGUCACGGCGAACUUGUUCGUGUUGCCGUGCGUGCAGAAGAUGGUUGGUCUCGAGGGGAAAGGUCUGCAGAGAGUCAGGGUAAAGGUCUCGGGCCGCGUGCGCUGUGAUAAGGCUCGCGUCGAGUAUCAUCGUGUCGUUGUGGGUGUGGAUCCGAAAGACGGACGUCUCGUGGCGAGGAGCACGGGAAUGCAGAGGAGUAGCAGGGUAGGUAGUGUUGCGGCGGCGAAUGCGUUGUUGGUGCUGCCUCAGCGCGAGGGAUUCGUGGAGGAUGGGGCAGAGUGUGAGACGUUAAUGAUGGGGAUGGUUUUAGGGUUCUAA